Messenger RNA from Odontomachus brunneus, 3132 nucleotides. RefSeq lists its product as uncharacterized. The record is from RefSeq and is a predicted model, not a curated record. The transcript is spliced from 2 exons. Bases 84 to 1364 code for a protein of 426 amino acids. Gene Ontology annotation, cellular component: extrinsic component of mitochondrial inner membrane. Lineage: Eukaryota; Metazoa; Arthropoda; Insecta; Hymenoptera; Formicidae.
GAGUUGUCGAGUUUCGCGUAUUAUUUUGAAGUAAAUAUUAUGAACAAAGUACUCAUAAAUGAUAAUUAAUAAGAUUUAUAGCGAUGAAUAACAGAGAAGUACUAAUUUUUAAUGACCCAUACACAGAAAACAAAUACAACCAGUUUUUCAAUCCAAACGUUUGUCAUGUUUGCAAAUGUCCCAGCAGAGACUUGAUAACGUGUAAUUUCUGCAAAAUGAUUUCUUACUGUUCCGAGGAGCACAAGGACAUACAUAGAAACUCACACUCAGAGAUCUGCAUAGCUAUGGCAAUUAGAAUAACAGACAAAUCAUUCUCGGACACGCAUCGUAGCUUGGAAGAAUGGAUAGAAUCACGAAACGACGUUUUAGAACAAAUACUGCCUAGUCUAUCACGUUGCAUAUACCAGUACGAAAAGGAGAUGAUAUUAUGCGCAAAAUCGUGUUGUGUGUGUUACCGACAGAUAAACCUAAGUCCCUGCAACAUUUGCUAUUCAGCCAAUUUUUGUGAUGAGCACCAAACAGAAUUUAGUGUAUUACAUAAGAAGGACUGCGGUGAACUGUUGCUAUUACUGAACAUGAAUAUGGCCGAUAUUAUCCAUAUGGAAAAGCUUCAAAAAAAAAGGAAGUUCGGCAAGUUUCCUAUUCAGAGAUCUUUUCAUGACAAUAUUACAUUUAUUAAUAGCUACGUACUCAGCAAAGUUUCAUCUUAUCGUAGUAAGAUGUUAGAUAAUCCGAAUUCAAUUCUUUACUGGACAACAGAGCAAUAUAUAUAUUCUGAUUUUGUAUCCAGUCCGCUGACAUUAUACUACGCGUUGAAGAAAUCAAAUUUAUUAUCUGUUCCACUCAACGCAUGUAAAUACAUUGUUCAUCUUAUAGACGCAAAUAGAAUAGAUGUAAUAUCUUUGCAAACUUGGCAUAUUUUCUUACAUUUCUUUAGAAGAAUAAAGGAAUUAUAUAUUGUACUUAUAAAAUCGCCAAUUUUCGAAUCGCGCGAUCUAGGGUCUGUUUGUUCAACGUGCCGUAUGUAUAGACAGAAACUUUAUGUUAAAAAUGUAUCAGAAACGUACUACACGUAUGUACGCUCAGAGUCAUAUGAGCCACCAAAUGUGAUUGUACUUCAAACUAUUUCCAUGGGAACAUGGCUUGGAUCUAUAACAGCAAUAAUAGCCCAAAAGUGUCCGUUACUUUUAACCGCUGAUACGAGAAGCACAGCGCAAAAGAAUUUAAAUAUGAUAAAAGAUAUAACAGGUGAAACUAGAAAAUGCUUGUACAGAAAAAAUAAAUUCCGCGGAUAUAGGCCAUAUAGAAACUAUGUAACUGGAAAAUGUUAUUACCGAAAUGCGCAUUUUAUUAUGUAUUCAUGAAUCAAUUUAAAUCACAUGAUCAACCCAGUCAAAGGUUGAAGAAGCAUGAGGAGAUACAUGAAGACUCACACCUGGAACUUUGCAGAGACCUAGCAAAUAUCAUAACAAACAAAUCCGAUUAGAACACAUAUCGUAAUUGGGAAGAAUUGAGAGAAAGGAAGUUUUAAUAAAUAGGAAUCUGUCAGGCAUAUGUUCGCACGUAAUAGAUGUGAUAUUAUGCGCAAAAUCGUGUUAUAAGUGUCACCGACAGAUGAACAUGAAACCCUUCGUCAUUUGCUAUGCAGCUAAUUUUUGUGAUUAUCACCAAAUGCUAUUUAAUCUAGAACAUAAGGAUCAUUCCAAAGAGCUGUUACUAUUACUGAACAUUACUAUCACCUUUAUGAAUAUCAAUAUUUUGUAAUUAUGUCUAGAUAAAUUCACGUUCACCACAUUUACUGAUGCUAGACCUUACCAUAACAUGAUUACAUUUAUUAACAGAUAUUUUGUCAUGGAAGAUUUAGGUAAUAAUGAAAAAAACUUUACUUGUCUAUUUGAACUUUCUGGUCAUUAGAACAUUAUAUAUUUUCGGAUUAUAUAAUUGGUCCUCUGACAUUACACUACGCGUUACAGGAAUAAAAUGUAUUAUUUCUUCCACAUCUUGCAUAUAAAUUUAUCAUUUAUAUUAUAAAUACAAAUCUAAUGGACAUAAUAUGUUUACAAGUUUGGUAUAUUUUCCUACAUUUUUUUCCUUAUAUAAAGGAACUAUAUAUUGUAAUUAUAAAAUCGCCACUUCAUCAUUCGAAUCCCACGAUCUAGAGACUCCUAGGUGCGAAAAAUAUAAUCAAAAAGCUUAUGUUGAAAAUAUAUCAGAGCCAUAUCACAAUUAUGCGCGCUUAAUGUCAUAUAAACAACCAAAUAUGAUUAUAAUACCUGACACAAAUUUGUGUUUGAUAAGAACAUGAUUUGAAACUGUAACAAUAAUAGUAGUACAAAUUGUCUAUUAUUUUUAAUCUUUAAUGAUGAAAUUAUAAUGGAUUUUAAUACACAAAAUAUACAAGAAGUAACAGGUACAACAAGAAAUCGGAGGUACAGAAAAAAUAAAUUCUGCGGUUGUAGACUAUAUAGAAGCCAUGUGACUAGUGGAUUGUGUUAUCGAAAUGCGUAUUUCAUUAUUUAUUCAUGAAAUUAAAUCAUAUAACCGACCCAAUCAAAUGCUGAAGAUCAGGAGUUGUUUGAUAAUUGCUUUUAUUUUAAUAUGAUAUAAUAUUGUAGAUACCCCUGUUAAUUUUUAACGAUAUUCAGAGAAAAAUAAUAUAUCUCUUAUUGUGGUAUACAUUCAUUCGUAAAUUAAUAGUAUUUUGUUUCUUAUAUUCCUGAAAUAUGUAACGCAUAUUUAUGUGAGAAAGGUAAUAGAAUUAUUGCACAUCGUAUUUAAAUUUUAUAUUUCGCAUACUAUUCGCAUACUAUUCAGUAGUUAUAGAUACUAUAUUCCACAAUUCUGUAUUCAACUGUAUGUAAGGUAUGUAUUGUUUUGUAAGGCGUUUCUUCAUUGUCCGUGUUCUGCAGGUGAUCGAUGAUAGAUAUAAUUGCGAUAGAUUUUAUAUAGAUUAUAUUUUUAUAUUCUUCAUAUUGUAGCUUAUAACCAAUAUCUGUAACUCGUUACAUCGACUUUUACAAUUUAAAUUAGGAAAAUUUAUCCAAAAAUAUAAAAGUAUCUAAAACUAUUUGUCUCUUAAAAAUUAUCACCGAUUAAUGUAAAAUGAAUACAUGUGUAAUUGUAGUUGCCAAU